Messenger RNA from Wasmannia auropunctata (little fire ant), 3240 nucleotides. RefSeq names its product NACHT and WD repeat domain-containing protein 1-like. Gene Ontology annotation, molecular function: protein binding. The coding region runs from base 1 to 3240 and encodes 1079 amino acids. The transcript has 7 exons. The record is from RefSeq and is a predicted model, not a curated record. Lineage: Eukaryota; Metazoa; Arthropoda; Insecta; Hymenoptera; Formicidae.
AUGUUUAGAAUCUCUCCUCCUGUACUUUGCCCCUUUUUCCCCACCGUCUUCUUCGUUGUUUUUUUUCUGAGUCAUCAUCGUAAGUUGCGUGUGAACAGCGUGCAGACCGCUCAGCGAGAAUGGCAACGGGAUCCAGAGCCGAAACUGCGCGAGGCGCUGAGGACCGCCGCGGAACGCGCGAUCGCGGAGCAACCGGAGAACGAGGAAUUGAAAUACAUCCUGAGGAGUACGGCGGAACGGCAGCUGGAAUACGGCCUAAAUCUAGACCAGCAGGGCUUGGGAAUAAUGGCCGUGAUACGCGAGUGGACGAGCGACGAUGCGCCGAGGUGCACCGCCGGCACCGAGAGGCUCAAGACCCGCAUCCAGACCGUUCUGCCCCACGAGAAUGUUCUGCGUUUUCACGUGGAGCACCGUAACGGCGGUAUCGACGCCGACUGCGAGGCACACGACGAGUACCUUGGAAAACUUCGGGAACUGAUACUGGACCGGCUGCAGCAGCUGGUGAACGCGUCCGUCGAAGCCGACCCGGAGAUCAAAAGUCGCAAGAAGAUGGUGCAGGAGGUCUACGCCGAGAGUAUGGCGCAUUUCGCUCUUCUUCGGGAGUUACCGUUGGCCGACGAGGGCGACGAGGCCGUGGAGCGAGUUAAACAACUUAUCCUUGCAGGCAAGGAGCAGAAGCACGGACCGAUUCUAAUCUACGGGCCCAAAUCCUCCGGGAAAUCCUCCAUCCUUGCGCGCGUCUACCGGGACUCGCCCGACUGGCUUUCGGCGCCGACGCUUCGCGUCGUCCGACUGUGCACCUCGACACCCCGAUCCGCCUACAGCCUGGAGCUGCUCCGCAUCCUCUGCCAGCACGUCGGCUUUCUUUGCGGGGAUAACGACGGCAAUUUACCGCGCGACGCCUCCUUCGACCCACUCUACCUCAACAAUUGGUUCAGCCUCAUCAUACGCCGCUUAGAGGAGCAUCCCCUUCCGGACCAAUUAAUUAUUCUCCUCGACGAUCUUCAUCGCUUUCAUCCCCUCGAGUGCGAUAUCGUCGCCGCCUUGUCCUGGCUACCGCUCACCCUUCCUCCGGGCGUUCACUUUGUCGUCACUUCCGCGCUUCCGCCCGAGGGAAUGCGCCUCACGCCGCUGCAGAAGGAUCGUCUACGUAGCCCCGACAUUCUCGUCGAUCUCUCCGGGCACGUGUGCGCGACGCCAGGCGUCGACGCGGUUCUGGAGCGCUUGGAGAACCUCAUCGGACUUGACGCAGCUACUCGGAUCGCCUCGAUUCUCGCUUGCACCGAGUACGGCUUGUCAGAGACAGAAAUACUCGAAUUAAUUAUGCCUACCGGCGGAGAAGGACCUUUGCUCCUGGAGGAAAGCCAAUUUAACUUUGCGACCUGGUGCUUGGUCAGGAGGUCGUUCGCACCGUGGCUCAAAGUACGAGUGAUGAGCGGCCGAUUAAUGUUUUCCUGGCGCGGUCAAUGUCGCGAAGUCGCUCUCAGAAAAUAUCUCUCCAAUCAAGACGUUUCUCGCGGCUAUCACGCGGAGUUGGCCGGCCUCUUCUUCUCCGAGGACGCUGAAGAUCGUUCCGACAAAUCGCCGGAGAAUCCAUCCUCUACGCCUCCCGUUAAGGAAACGCCGUUUCAAAGUGCGCCGCAAACGCAGGAUGUCACGUACACACUUCGACACGUUGAAGAAGCGUGGCUACAUCUUCUGCGCGCUUCCGACGUCGACAAGCUGAAGAAACUCGCCGUCUGUGCGUUCGACUUCCUUCUCGCGGGUGCUCAGAUGAUCUCCGUCAGCUACCUACGGUGCGUUCUCGAACACGCCAGACGAUACCUUCUUGAGCGCGACUUGGAACUCGUGUAUUACGCGGUGAGAAAAUCCAGCGAUGUCCUCACCAGAGAUCCACUUCAGCUCGCUGCGCAGCUCAUCUGCUGGUUAAGGCCGGUCGCCGAGGACGGAGGUGACCUCGUCAGCAGAAUGGUCAUGUCGGCGAUGGCCUGGUGCGACGGUUACACCGCGCCUUUGCUCGUGCCCUUGAACGGAUGGCUGCAACCACCUUUGCCACUGCAGAUCCGGGCGAUUACAUGUCCUCAGGGAGUUAAAUUGAUCGAAGCGGCACCAUCUGGCCAGCAUGUAGUCGUUGUGCCACCGCAGGGAGACGCUCAGUUAUGGCACGUGAUGUCCGGUCAACUCGUUCAUACAUUCAAAGGACACUCCAGCCCAAUCUCGUGUUUAGCCGUCACUCAUCAAUCGCAGUAUCUGCUGACCGGUUCCGAGGACACUUCCAUUAUCGUUUGGGACAUGAAGGAACUCGUUAUGAAGCGCCGGAUUUGCGAACACAUCGCGCCGAUCCUCACUUUAACUACGGCACUCAACAACUCCGUUAUCGUGAGCGGCGGUGAGGAUUCCAGAAUUAUCGCCACGAGUUUGCUCACUGGCGAAGUCCUGAUGAAGGUUGACCAUCACCGUGGCCCCGUCACCACUAUUCGAGUCGAUUCCGCUGGCGAAGUCUUGGUUUCCGGUUCGGUCGACGGAACUGUGUGUCUUUGGUCUUUGGAGAGCUUUAGUCUUCUCAACAGUAUCGCUCUUCCUUCCCCGGUGGUCAUGCUAGACGUGUCCGCGGAUUCAGUUUUCCUUCUAGCCGCUUGCGCAGAUCAGAAGCUCUAUCUAAGAUCCUUGGCAACGGGCACGGAAAUCCACACGCUUAGGGGACAUCAAGGACCAGUUAAGAGUCUCUGCCUCGCGAAAGAUUGUAGAAGAGCUAUCGCCGGCGGUGUCGAAGGCAGAGUAUCCGUAUUUGAUAUGCAUAGUGGAAAGUUGAUCAGGACUUUGCCUGCUAAUCCAUCGGCAACCGUUACUUCGGUCAAGGUAACUGAGAAAGAUGAUUUUCUGAUAACUGGUGGGGGAGGUCGCGUGACUUACUGGAGUUUCCGCGGUGAGGAACCACCGCCAAAACCACAGAAACCCGGGAAGCAGGAUUCUCUGCAACCCCAUACCGCACCGAUAUCCUGCUUGGACAUCUCCAGGGAUGGCGCCAUGGCGGUUACCGGUGGUGUCGAUUCAUUAGUCAAUUUAUGGCAGCUCAACACUCACGAAUUGUUAUCCACCAUGGAGGGGCAUAUCGCCAGCGUCACUUGUAUCGCAUUUUCCGCGUCAGGACUUUUUGUUGCAUCUGGUAAGAGCUUUUAUAAAAUAAUUUUUUUUAUGCUUUUAUUUGUUAUCAACGUAUCUACUCGUGAAUUAAUAUAA